AUCAUCCGCAUCUGGCGGAGGAUGCUGACAGCUACCAAAGGUGGCGAACGCGCUGCGGGCAUGCCGGGCGGGGCCGGGGGAAGGCGUUGCAUGGCGUGCGGUCCAAAUUUAAAUUGCCUUGGACGUAGAACGUAUGUCCAUACUCUCACAGCUCCUUGUAUCAUAACGGCAGUUAGCAUAAUAUAUCCAGGAAUAGGCGCACGCGGCCCAACGGCAACUGGGCGCGAAGCCCCACGGAUAGCUGCUCCUGUUCAGUCUGCUUUAGCACCUGUCGCGUAGCCUUAGCAUCGAUACGUUUAAUCGGUCGGCGCUAAUAUGGCGGACGCCGGCGCCGCUGGCGGUGGAGAUGCGUCGCAGCCAACCCUAUUGCAGAGCUGGUACAACUGGGGCGGCAGCAUGGUGACAUAUGCGCAGCAGACUCUUAAUAGCUUUAUGGGUUGGGAGGACCUGGAGGUGGUUGACCCUGAGGCUGAGAAGGCCAAGAAGGGGCAGGAUGCCACCGCGACUGGCCUUCUGGAGCAGGAGCGCAAGCAAGCUUGGGGCACCAAGCAAUUCCAGCAGUACAUCGGCGCGGAUGUGACCAGUCUGCUGAGCGUGCCGGUGUGGAUUAUGGAGCCGUUCACUAUCCUGCAGAAGGCUGCGGAGAUUAUGGAAUACACGGAGCUGCUGGACGCCGCUGACACCACCGAGGACGAGUUUGACCGGUUUGCGCUUGUGGCUGCGUACUGCGUGUCGCCUUUUGGCGCCGCUGAGCGCGCCUGGAAGCCGUUCAACCCCAUCCUGGGCGAGACGUUUGAGCUGGAGGUGGGCAGCGGCGUGCGCUACCUGGCGGAGCAGGUCAGCCACCACCCGCCCAUCUGCGCCGCACACGCCCAGAACUCCCACUUCCGCUACGACCUGGUGUCCGCCCCCACUACCCGCUUCCUGGGCAACAGCCUGGAGGUGUACCCCUACGGCCGCACCCGCAUCACGCUGGUCCGCACCAAUGAGGUGUACACGCUGGUGCCGCCUAACGCCAUGGUGCACAACAUCGUGAUCGGGCGUACCUGGGUGGACGCUUACGGGCCCAUGACCAUCAACUGCCACACCACCGGCGCCAAGUGCCGCCUGGAUUUCAAGCCCUGCGGCUGGUUCGGGUACGGCCGCUACGAGUUCGAGGGCUAUGUGUACGAUAAGGACGGCGUGAAGCGGGUCAAGCUGACGGGUAAGUGGAGCCAGUACGCGGACGCAGUGCGCUGCGACGCGGAGGGCGUGCCGCUGCCGGACGAGCCGGUGAAGCGGCUGUGGACGUGCGCCGCCAAGCCUGUCGGCGACUACUACUCUUUCACCACCUUUGCGCACAAGCUCAACAGCAGCGAGGGCAUUCGCGCACCCCUGCCUAGCGACAGCAGGCGCCGCCCAGACCGCGCCAACCUGGCUGCCGGGCAGAUGGCUGCGGCCGGCAGCGAGAAGGUGCGGCUGGAGGAGAUGCAGCGCGCGGAGCGCCGCGAGCGUGACAAACGUUCGGACUCGUGGGUGCCGCGGUGGUUCCGCAAGGUGGAGCAGCCCAAGUUGUACGACGGUGAGUUGGAGAUCGAGAAGGUGCCGUUCUGGGAGUUCACGGGCGACUACCUGCAGCUGCCCCAGAGCGAGGAGGCCAAGGCUGGCGACAUCAACGGCAAGGGCUUCGCCCCCUGGCAGUACCCCGACAUCCACGAGAAACUGUGAGCAGGAGCGGUGUGCAGGAGUGAUGUAAGUGUGUGUGUGUGUAUGUGUGUGUGUGUGUGUGUGUGUGUGUGUGUGUGUCUCUCAAAACAUACGGCGCCAGCAACUGACGCCUGCUGUGUGCCCGGUUGGUUGGGAGUGUGGAGUGUGCAGCGGAUGGUGUCAAGGUCACAGCAUUGGAGUUAUCGCAGUUCGCUAUCGCGCUGCGCACGAUAGUUGUUGGUGACGGGUUGGGAUUCGCCCAUACAUGUGAAGCUGGCAAGCCAGUGCAGGCCAAUGCCAGUGCACUGGCCCCGGGCUGGGCCAAGCGUAGCGCGUGCUAAUGGCGUGUGGAUGCGACGGCGAACUGCUGCUGGCGCUGCAUACUCUGCGAAGGGUAGAAAAUGCAUGGGGAGGGUAGGGGCUCGAUUGGGUAGGCCAAGGAUGCCGGGCAACAGGAUGCAUUUUGCGCAGAGAUGGAAUUACGGUGUACUCAUUAUCUGGGGAGAUCGUCCAUCAUCACGAUAGGCAAGGUUGGCGGGCAAGGAUUUCACAAGUGUGCAUGACUUCUCCGUAUGGAUGUGGGGCCGGCGGUGAGCGUCAGAAGUUGUGAUAUAGUAUGGGCUCCCAUGUUUUGGUGAUGUGCCCCUGCAUAGACGUGCAUGCGCGACGCACUGAGCUGCAUUCGAUGAAGGAGCAUGUGCGUGGACUGUACGCUGUUGCUGCGGUGGCGCAGCGGGGGUCAGCUCGAGCGCUUUUGUCAGCAAUUGCUUCACCAACUGUACCUACAUUACAGCGUGUACAACUUGCAGGUCAGCGGCAGGAGCUCGGCAGCUUAGGGCUAGUCAUGUACCCCUUAUGCCCAGCCCUGUGGGCUGAGCAGUCUGGCUGCAUAAGCUCUCUCGUGAGGCGCAUGCACAAUUUCGGUAAUCCGAGCCCCGUCACCGCCGUGGGGCUGGAAGCAGGGUUGCACACUUCGUAGUAAGCGCACUACGUACCAGUACGCUUCUCUUCAAAGUGAAGUACAUAGGAGAAUACGUUGUGCAGGGGGGUUUGUAGAUACCCGCCCAAACCGGAGGAUACAGCAGGGGACGGGGGGGGAGGCGGGGCCGUGCCUGUGGGAUGCCGUGCUUUGCAUGCAUAGGCUGCGACAAGUGAGCCAGAAGUUGUAACGACAGCUAUAAGGCACUCCCAUGCAUCACAGCCAAGAUCACAGCUUAGCGUAAUGAAAAUGGCCAAGACUUGCAUCUAAACUUGCAUCGUACAUGGUAUGGGCUCAGUGUAUUUUCCCGCAUUUUGGCCUAACGUAUUCCAGCGCAUCAUACUAGGAGGAGCGCGGAGGAGGGCGUAAUGCAUACUGCAGUAGUACGCGUAUCCUGGAAGAGGGGUCGCGUACUGUGCAACCCUGGCACCCACGCUCCGCCACCACAAUUGACAAAUUGCAGCAGGGGCAAAGCAAAUUCGUCUGCUGGCCGACCUCACAGCCCAUAAUUACAAGCCUCUAGGGCUCAGCCCCUAGCCUUACGAGCCUCGGCUCGUGAGGGAGCGCACAACAUUUUCGUUGGCGGCUUUGGCUUUCGUUACUAACUUUUUGUAGCCUUUUGCGGGCUCUGUGAGGCUUUACGACUUGGUUCCGACUUGGUUUGGAUGGCUUCGGCCUUGGGUGGGUGCGUCGCGCCCUGUUUUCGGCAUUGCGCGUUCUGUGGCGGCUGGCCGCGUCUGGGUGGCCGGCCGCGCUCGUUCUGCUCUGUGGUCGCUUUUUGGUUUCGUGUGUGCAGGUUACGGGUGGCCCUGGUGGUCGCUCGUGGCCCGGCGCAAGCUUCGAUGUUCCGUGGUGCUCCUCGGCGCCUCUCCUCGUGCCGCCUGGCCCGCCGUCGUCUCCACCGGCGGCCUUGCUGGCUCAGCAGAUAGUUAGGUUGCGGGUGCCGUUCGUAGCAUGGCGGUUCAGGGACCGUUAGGCAGCAGAUGACGCUGGUCGGGUAGUCCCGGGUGUCGGGUUGUGAGUGCCUGGGCGGCUGUUGCCCGGGCGCCCGGGCGGCUGGUGCGCCUGUUCGCCUCCGGGCGCGCGCGUGCCUGUUUGUCGGGUCGGUCUAGUUCGCUGGUGGGGCGGGUGGAGGGCGGUGUGCCCGUGGCGAGGUGUUGUGGUGUACUGGUGGUUUGGUCAGUUUCCGGCUCGGUUUCCCUUUGUGGUGCCUCGGCACCGACGUUUCAGGACAUGGGCCUCCGGGCCAAGACAUUGCGCGUCUGUGACGCCGUCGAGAAAAUGUGUGGUGCUUGCGUUUGAUGGGGAUGUCGGCAGACCUCUGGCCUGUCGCGCCUUGUUGUGCGUUGGUGCUGCCGCCAAAAGACCUAAACGAGAUGAGGGGUGUUACGUGGCGGUGGGGCUUUGGCGGGCUUCGGCUUGGCUUCGACUCAUGUGCGUAACACUAUGAAGGUCGGCAGCCAACCAGGGGGCGGGUGUUGUUUCUCUGGGUCGCAGAUGGCCCUUCGCGGCGUGGGUACGGCGUGCCCCCGCUUGUCGGGUUGUCCCUUCAAUUGUAAUCCGCAUCCAUA
This is a messenger RNA of Chlamydomonas reinhardtii, 4236 nucleotides long. RefSeq lists its product as uncharacterized. Gene Ontology annotation, cellular component: membrane; cytosol; intracellular membrane-bounded organelle. NCBI's taxonomy places the organism in Eukaryota, Viridiplantae, Chlorophyta, Chlorophyceae, Chlamydomonadales, Chlamydomonadaceae. Gene Ontology annotation, molecular function: sterol binding. The transcript has 8 exons. Bases 316 to 1707 code for a protein of 463 amino acids. The record is from RefSeq and is a predicted model, not a curated record.